AGAACCAAGGGAUAAUUUCAUACGCAAGUAGUAAAUAUUAUCUACAGCAGUAUGUAAGGAUCUAUUGUUUUAAUACAAGCACCUGUUACAUUGUUAUUUCAGAAUUACAUGACAGCACAGGAGUUGAGUAACACUAAACAUCAGGAGAUAAAUCACUGGAUUAUCAGCUUUAGAUAUUUUGAAGCUGCCCCUGGCCUCAUUUCUACAAGCAUUGUCAGAGUUGUCUCAAGAUUGGACUACACCUGCUUCGUAUGAUUGUGUUUCCACAACAAACCAUGUUUUCCACCUUAGCAAGAAUCCUUACUGCCAAGAGGUACCCACCUGCCCGGAAACACAGCCAAUGUUUGCUCUUCUUACUGAAACAACUCACUACUAAGUCAGUGUUCUGCCAGAGUGUCAAAGGAUUACCGUCAUAUGCUAAUGUCACACCGAAACAUCCGAGGACUUGUCUUUUUGCAAGAAAAUCGAGAAAUCCGAUUCAGUUCCGUUUUGCAUCUUCAGUCUCGCAAAAGGAUGAUGGAUAUUUGUUGAUUCAAUACAGAGACAAAGAGGUUGAGCUGCCAUACAUCUGGCUGCGAGAUCACUGUCGGUGCGAAAUCUGCUACAAUCAUACCACUUCUCAGAAGAAUGUGGACAAUUACACUCUGUCAGACGAUCUAACCCCUAAGAGUACCCAGCUGGUAGAGGAUGGGGAACAACUCAGGCUGGAAUGGCCUGACGGACAUCUCACACAUUUCGACCUAGCAUGGCUGGUGGAACACAGCUACUCCACCGUAUCAAAAUCAAAGACGCCUUUUUAUUUGUGGGACAAAGAAUCCCUCCAGAGGGAGCCACUUCCAGUAGUACCUUAUGACGCAUACAACGAUGACUCAGGAGAUGGCAUCAAGAAAACUUUGCAAAAUCUCCUCAAGUAUGGAUUCUCUGUUAUAGAUGGGGUGAGUCAUCCUGGGGAGUUAGCCAUUAUAGUGAAUGUGUGGCCUGACGGACAUCUCACACAUUUCGACCUAGCAUGGCUGGUGGAACACAGCUACUCCACCGUAUCAAAAUCAAAGACGCCUUUUUAUUUGUGGGACAAAGAAUCCCUCCAGAGGGAGCCACUUCCAGUAGUACCUUAUGACGCAUACAACGAUGACUCAGGAGAUGGCAUCAAGAAAACUUUGCAAAAUCUCCUCAAGUAUGGAUUCUCUGUUAUAGAUGGGGUUGAGGCAUCCAUUAAAGAUACUCAGGAAACUGUGGAGAGAAUCACGUUCCUUCAGGAGAGUGUGUUUGGACGUAUGUGGAGCUUUACCUCUGACCUCCAGCGAAGUGAUACAGCUUAUACCAACCUGUUCCUAGGAGCUCACACAGAUACUACAUACUUGAACUUGCCUGCAGGGAUCCAGGUGUUUCACUGCUUGUGGCAUGAUGGGAAGGGCGGUGAUACACUGUUGGUGGAUGGGUUCCACGCAGCUGAACAGUUCCGCAGAGAUCAUCCCGAAGACUUUCAGUUCCUAACUCAAGUUGAGAUUUCACAUGAGUAUAAGGAGUGGAACAGGAAUCACAUCCUGAGUCAUGGGACCAUCCUGCGUGUACAUCCCGGCUCAAACGACUUGAUGCUUAUCAGAUUCAACCCAUACGACAUGGCACCCCUCGACACACUUCCACCACGAGAUAUACCCAGGUUCUACUCUGCAUACUCCAAACUGGCCUCCUACAUCAAGAACCCUGCUAACGAGUUUUGGCUCAAACUCCACCCAGGCAUGGUCCUGCUUGUCAACAAUUGGAGGGUGUUACAUGGAAGAGCCUCCUUUUCAGGAAGGAGGGUGGUGUGUGGCUGUUACCUGCCCAGAGAUGAUUGGAUGAAUAAGGCUAGAGUGUUCAACUUAGUGUAACUGAAGUCUCAUGCAUGUGUGAUACUGCUGCCCUGGAAACAAGAAACAGGAAAUUAAUGUAUUAGUAUUACCAAAUUUGAGAAGGAAAUGCAAAGUAAUGCUGAAGGGGUCGUUGUCGGCACAGGUACUACACAGCGUGUGAGCGUAUGUCAUUGCAACCUUUCCUGGGGCUUAAUUCACAAAGUGUCCAAAACACUGUGACAGUCGUAAGUCUUUGAUAAAGCAUUACAAUCACCUAAGUGGUAUGAACGCUUUGUGAAUUGGGCACCUGGCAUUUUUCUCUUAAAUUGUUUCAUGAUUCAAUAGGGUCAAUGUUUGGCACCAGAAGAGAUUCAAGGUUGUUGAACUCACUGCUUGAAAAUUCAACAUUUUUUUUCCAUUGAUAUCUUUGUUAAUCUUUUUUCCCAAACUUAGAGGGGAAAUUGGCUGAAGAGAUGGUCAGUUAUGUAAUUUCAACAUUGUUUGAAGAAUCUUCUUCAGAAAUCAAUCAUGGCUUUCAUUAGCAAUAUUGAAACUACGGAAAGGCAACAUGUAUAAUUUGUCUUAAACAUCUUCUCUUCAGGGACCAACGGAUGUCUGACGAGUCAUACGCUUGUUCCUACCAAUGAUGACACAACAGAUUUGUGUCAAAUUCAGUUUUCAAUAUGGCCACCAUAUCAACUGAUAAAUGUAUUCAUGAUUUCUGUCACUUUUGUUCAAAAUGUAAAAACAUAUUUGGAGGUUAUUUUGACCAUGAUCUUAGAUUGUUUCAAAAUGCAUAUUUGGUUCUGUAAACUUCUUCCCGGACUAUACUGAAAUAAGUAGACCAAAGGAGCUUAAGCAUGUACGUUUUGAUCAUAUUUUGUUCAAUGUUUUGAGAUCAUUACAUAUUAGUAUCAGAAGUUAGUUCUCAUUAAAGUGAGUUAACAUUUAACCUUACCUCUGCUAUUUAUAUUUAGUCCUCAGUAUUUAUGCA
Messenger RNA from Haliotis rubra (blacklip abalone), 2826 nucleotides. Its product is annotated as trimethyllysine dioxygenase, mitochondrial-like. The record is from RefSeq and is a predicted model, not a curated record. Gene Ontology annotation, cellular component: mitochondrion. The transcript has 6 exons. The coding region runs from base 252 to 1871 and encodes 539 amino acids. NCBI's taxonomy places the organism in Eukaryota, Metazoa, Mollusca, Gastropoda, Lepetellida, Haliotidae. Gene Ontology annotation, molecular function: iron ion binding; trimethyllysine dioxygenase activity. Gene Ontology annotation, biological process: carnitine biosynthetic process.